GAUUGGGGAGAAGGGUUGGAAAGAGCAUCACGCGUGGGCUCGAGUGGUCCCCUACUCGUGCUGGCUGCGAAGUGCCCCAGGGAGGAGAGGGUGGAACGGAGCGUCACGCCCACGGAGGCCGAGGGGACACGGAGGGGACGAGGGAGGGGCGCGGGGGUGGGUCCGCGUCCGUAGCGCUGUGCCUUUGGGUUCGCUCCGCUCGAGGAAUGGUGCUCGUUCCCACGGAGCAGCGCAGCGCAGCGCAUCCCUCGCGGCAGAACGAGAGUCGGGAUUGGAAUGGGGGUUGAGACUAGGACUGAGAUUAGGAUCGGGAUUGGGAUUGGGCUCGGGACUCGGACCAGGAUUAGGAAUGGAAUUGGGGCUGGGAUGAGGAUUGGGAUUAGGAUCAGUAUUAAGAUUGGGAUUGGGACCAGGGUUACAAUUGAGAUGGGGACCGGGGCCCAUCGGUACUGCAGUGCCCAAAGAGGGAAUUUGUUUUCAGAGUUGUCUGAAGAUGAGGCAGCUGUGUUCAGAUAUAAUGAGUUUCCUAACGGCAUUGACUAAAAAUACCCUGAGUGCAGGCAGCAGUGCAUGGUUUCGUUCAGGAUGAGUGCAGCAGCAUGGCCAAAGUAAAUGGGGCAUCUUGUUCAGAUCCCUCUGUUUCCUCCCUCUGUAGCUGUGUGGGUCUCCCAAAUCAUCUGGAUUUUAUUUUUUAUUUUGUUUUGUUUUGUUUUUUGUACCCAACCCACACUUGGCAGGAUGUGCUGCUGUCACACCAGGUGUCCCCUGGGUGUCCUGAACUAUGGAAGUUACAACCUGUAAGGAGUAACCCAGGCUUGAGCCAAGCCAGUGUCCUCGUGGUGCUGUGGCAGGAGGUGCCACGUGAGUUCUGGACCCCAUUGUGUGACAUUACACUGCCUUGCACAGGGAGAACACCGGGAAACACUGCCCAGAUAGGAGCAGACCUGCUAAGGAGCUGCAGAAAUUGGGGGUAAGGCGCUGGUGGCGGUGUGUUCUGCAAAGUGGGGCAUUUCCAGAGCUCUGGGAAGGAGCUGCUCACAAACAGUAGUGCUGCUCGUGGAGAAUUACCCUAAUUAAAGCUGUGCUGCUCCUGCCUGGGGACGAUGACAACUGAUGAGGCCACCAAGCCUGAAGGUGAGGUGCAGGCGGCCGCACUGGCGGAGCGUGGGGAGGACAUCACACCUACCCGUGACCGCGGCGUGCUGAAGAUCAUCAAGAGACCCGGGAACGAGGAUGAGUUCCCUAUGAUUGGAGACAAGGUGUAUGUGCACUACAAGGGCAAGCUGUCCAAUGGCAAGAAGUUUGAUUCCAGCCGCGACCGCAACGAGCCCUUUGUCUUCAGCCUGGGCAAGGGCCAGGUGAUCAAGGCAUGGGACAUCGGGGUUGCUACCAUGAAGAAGGGUGAGGUCUGCUACUUGCUGUGCAAACCGGAGUACGCCUACGGGGCUGCUGGCAGUGCUCCUAAAAUCCCCUCCAAUGCCACCCUCUUUUUCGAGAUAGAGUUGCUUGAUUUCAAAGGCGAGGACCUGUUUGAGGAUGGAGGGAUCAUCCGGAGGAUCAAGAGGAAAGGAGAAGGCUAUUCCAACCCCAACGAAGGUGCUACAGUGGAAAUUCACCUGGAGGGGUUCUGUGGUGGAACCCGCUUUGACUGCAAGGAUGUGAAGUUUGUGGUGGGCGAAGGGGAGGACCAUGACAUCCCUAUUGGCAUCGACAAAGCGCUGGAGAAGAUGCAGAGGGGAGAGCACUGUGUCCUCUACCUAGGGCCACGAUACGGCUUUGGCGAGGCGGGGAAACCCAAGUAUGGCAUUCAGGCGAAUGCUGAGCUGGUGUACGAGGUCACACUGAAAAGCUUUGAGAAGGCCAAAGAGUCAUGGGAGAUGGACACCAAAGAGAAGCUGGAGCAGGCUGCCAUCGUCAAGGAGAAGGGGACAAUGUACUUCAAGGAAGGCAAAUACCUGCAGGCGGUGAUUCAGUAUGGGAAGAUCGUGUCCUGGCUGGAGAUGGAGUAUGGCUUGUCAGAGAAGGAGUCGAAAGCCUCCGAUUCCUUCCUGCUGGCUGCCUUCCUCAACCUGGCCAUGUGCUACCUGAAGCUGCGCGAGUACACCAAAGCUGUUGAGUGCUGUGAUAAGGCGCUGGGGCUGGACCAGGACAACGAGAAGGGCUUGUACCGGCGGGGUGAGGCCCGGCUGCUGAUGAACGAGUUUGAGCUGGCAAAAUGUGACUUUCAGAAGGUGCUAGAGGUGAACCCACAGAACAAAGCGGCCAGGUCGCAGAUUGCCGUCUGCCAGAAGAAGACAAAGGAGCACAAUGAGCGGGACAGGAGGAUCUACGCCAACAUGUUUGCCAAGUUUGCUGAGAGGGAUGCAAAGGAAGCAGCCAGCAAAACCAGAAUAGAAAAAGAGGCAGCGGCAGCAACAUGUGAUGAAGACAAAGAGACAGAGGGGCACGUAUGAUGGAGGGGAUGGCAGAAGGACAAGCCUCCUGCCUUCAGCCUGUGCCGCGAACUUUGCCAGGACUCAGGACCUGCUGGUGUUUCCUUGUAAAGUUUGUUCCAGUUUGUGUGAUUGUGGAUGCAAAAAUGCCUCGCAGAGAUCAGACCAGCCCGGUGCUGCUGCCGGCUGCGAGCAGUUGGAUGGUGUGGGACCAUCACCAGUGGAACGACCACCUUCACAGGGGUGGGGGGACAAAGAAAUCCAAGCUGGAACUCCUGGCUUCAGGAGGCUCACCUUGCUCUAUGUCCUCUGGGAGGAGCUGGGAUGUGGAAGCAGUGUGGCAGGAUGUGACCAAGCCUUCCUCCUGCACUGCCUUUCUCCUCCUUCUCCUCACUGUAGGGCUGGGGGAGCUGCAGCAGGACCCCACUUUGCUCACUGGUUGUGUUCCCUGUUCCCUUUGGCCACAGCAGAGCUGUGGGCUCAAAUUUUUCAACAGAGGUUUCAUGGCAUGGUCAUGGCCCAUAGGAACAAAAAUAAAUAAAUUAA
Molecule: messenger RNA, 2978 nt
Organism: Meleagris gallopavo (turkey)
Lineage: Eukaryota; Metazoa; Chordata; Aves; Galliformes; Phasianidae
Source: RefSeq, a predicted model, not a curated record